GACUAUCUGGCCUUGUGAUGCAGUUAACUUCGCAGCCGAGCAAUUGAAAAUUUCACCCCCAAAUUGAAAACCUCGAAGCCAGGGUUCGAGGAUUGAGAGAAAUGCGAAGAGAGUUCCAUGGUUCCUCCGAAGAUGCACUAGGAGGCUCGAUUCAAUGGACCAGAGGCUGCCUAUGAAGCUGCAAAAGGGGCUGAUUGAGGGGUGCGAACAUUAAAGCUGGUGCGAAGUCACUCGAAGAGGAGCGCGAAGCAUGGGUAGAGUGGAGUCUAGAUAAUGAUGCAUCCAAUGCUGCUGUUCUGGUUGCCAGUGAAGCACAUGCCAUAACUUUGGCAGUUGAAGGCCUGUUAGGAGUUGUCUUCACUGUUGCAACUUUAACAGACGAAGCCAUAGAUGGUGGAGAGAUAUUCUCUAUAAUUUCUGCUAUUUUUACUUUUCCAUAUUGUUUUUUUCUUUUAGAUAUGCUACUCGAUGACCUACUUCUUCUAUGUCCAUCCAGUUUGAGUAUCGUAGAUGUGAUAAUGAUCCAUCUGUGAAUAUGGUAUGGCAAAACUACAGUUCUCUAUAUCUCAAUGGUUUAUUCACUGUGAUGCAUUAUCCCUUAUUUUAUCAAGGUUUGUUUUUCUGCAUAGACAAAAAAAAACGACACUGGUUGAAAGGUCUUGCACCAUUCAUUUAACAUCUAUGGACAUUUUGAUUAAGUAAUCAUGUUGAUCUUGCAUGCAAAAUUUUAGAACAAUGAGAAAUGAAUAAGCACGAUUGGUGUUAUUUUAGUAUCGAGUCAUAUAGAUAAAGCACCUAAGCUUCUUUCUGAUUCAUAUGAAAUUUUAAAUUUGAACAACAUGGUCAAAUCUUGAUAAUCUGCUGGAUUGUAUGAGUAAAUUUAUCAUAUAAAACAUAGUUUAGUACUCUACGACAGUUUUUACCAUCCUGGUUAGAAAUAAUCUUAAUUAACCAUAUAUUGUUUGUUAUGAUUUCAAUAUAUUUCUUAACAUUUGACUUGAGGUUAAUUUGAAGGUCACAUGGGGAGGCCAUUGUUUUAGAAAUAUUAAAGGGAUACCAGCAUUUACUCAAGCUUGUGGGGUUCUACCAGUUGUAGAACCUUUAAACUUCAUCUCUUUUCAAAUUUACAAUCAAUUUUCGUAUUGAAACAGAAAGAAAGAGGUAAAUGUUUUAAGUCUGUUAUUAGUAGUUUUUGUUUUCUUUCAUUAUGGUGCUUUUCAUCAAUUCAAGUUUACAUUACGGAGAUUUUAGCUUAAAUUUGAGAUUUUAGCAGUGCUUUGCCGUUUCCUGCAUCAAAACCAUCAGAACUGUCACUUGAUCAGAGGGAUUAUGUUGUGCUUACUCCUAACAAUGUGCAGUCACGUGAACUAGGCCUUUUUGAACAUUUCUAAUUGGCCGCAUAAUGGUCUGACCGCAUCCUGGGUCCUGGUGUUGGUGGAAACUCUGACAGCUUUAUAUCGGGCAAUUCAUUCUUAACAUGCCUCUACUCAGAAAUGGACAUGUCAAAUCCUGCAGCCUUUGUCAAUGCAGAACUACUGCACUUUUAUGUUGGAAGGAGGGUAAGGGCCCUGAUGCAGGUUGUGCGAUCUGAUGGUGGAGUCGUAAUUGGAAAAUCAACAGAUGAGAAACAGCUAGUAGUAAAAGGAUUUCCUCCUGCUCCUCUUACAACUUUUGUAGAAGUUUUUGGUAUUGUUAACAGUGAUAAGUCAAUUGCUGCUGAGAUAUGGACCAAUUUUGGUGAUUCCAUUGAUAUGUUCAACUACAACAAACUCUGUCAGCUUGCAAAUGGAGAACUUAAAUACCUGUUCCUGUGAGUUAUAACAAGCUUAUCUGGUUAUAUGAAGGUCUCUAUCAUGUGGAACACUAGGAGACAUAACCAUUAUUUUGGCAAUAAUGUUUCUCAUUUUUUUUCUGAUAUUAAGGUGACAAUGAGGUGUCAUGUCAUGCAAAACACGCUCCUAUGAACUAGGUCAAUGCCAGUGGCUUAACUUGUAACAAUUUAAACAUUUAUUAAUUUUCUUGGUAAAUAGUUUGAUUGAUUAUAAUUAAAAUCUUAUAAUCUUUCUCA
This is a messenger RNA of Vigna angularis (adzuki bean), 2068 nucleotides long. RefSeq names its product replication protein A 14 kDa subunit B. Gene Ontology annotation, biological process: DNA recombination; DNA replication; DNA repair. The record is from RefSeq and is a predicted model, not a curated record. Gene Ontology annotation, molecular function: DNA binding. Gene Ontology annotation, cellular component: nucleus. NCBI's taxonomy places the organism in Eukaryota, Viridiplantae, Streptophyta, Magnoliopsida, Fabales, Fabaceae. The transcript is spliced from 7 exons. The coding region runs from base 1494 to 1814 and encodes 106 amino acids.